This is a messenger RNA of Ostrinia furnacalis (Asian corn borer), 1039 nucleotides long. RefSeq lists its product as uncharacterized. Bases 136 to 822 code for a protein of 228 amino acids. Lineage: Eukaryota; Metazoa; Arthropoda; Insecta; Lepidoptera; Crambidae. The transcript is spliced from 3 exons. The record is from RefSeq and is a predicted model, not a curated record.
CCAGCCCCUGUCCAAGCCCGCCAUUUUGUAUGCCGGAUCCGAUCCGGGGUUUUGUCCGCCGACGGCAGUAGCCGGGCGGAUCGCGCCCCGCGUUCACGUUCACUCAAAAUUUCAGUCGAUUUUUUGUUAAUACAAAUGGAUAUAACCAGAAAACUGACGAAAGCCUUAAUAGAGAUGUAUUUUGAUAAAAAGUGUUUGUGGCAAGUGCAUUCUGAGGAAUACAAGAGGCGUGAUUUGAAGAAAAAAGCGUAUCAAGAUAUAGUAGCGUUCCUGCGUCGGAACGGAGUCAAGGAUGCGAACGUGAAACUGGUUCGCGAUAAAAUACAAAACAUGAGACGUGCUAUGAGAAAAGAGAAAAAACGGAUCGACGAUUCGGUAGGGACUUAUAGCCCUACUUUAUGGUACUACGACCUCCUAACAUUUGUUAACCAUCGGAAUAUUCAGAAUGAACAAAAUAGCUCAAACAGUGAUACUACCAGCUGUCCUGUAAUCAAUAUUGACGAAAGUGAUGAAGAAGUCACCUUACAAGAAUUAAGAGACAACGUUCUGCCAAAUGAGGAGGAGAUGCUUGAUCUGUCUGUAAUUCCACUGCCACCUGCACAGAAAAAGGCAUCUCGAAUGAAAAACAUAAAUGAUGAGCACAAGGCGUUGGGUAUAAGCGUCGCUUCAAAAAUGAGGAGAAUGGAAGAAUAUCAGCAGAUUUAUGCCGAACUUCUUAUACAAAAAGUUAUAGCCCGGGGUCUUCUAGGCCAGCUCCACCAAAAUACGGACAUUGUGGACGUGGUGCAGGACAAUGAUACAGUAAUUAGUAGUGAAGAAUGAAGCAGCUAAUAAUAGGGAAUAUAUGCGGAUAGUCAUUGAAUUUAUAUUUUUGAGGUGUUCUCUUAAAUAUUGAACAAGAAAGCUGAACGAGUAUAAGAAUAUAGUCUGCAUAAAAUUAUAUUCCUUUAUUAGUAGAAGUGGAAUCCAAGAAACAAAUGAACUGUCUCAACUAUGUCCAAAAACUUUCAUAAAGAAGAACGGUCAUCUGUGACCCAGG